Petromyzon marinus (sea lamprey) is the source of this 3129-nucleotide messenger RNA. Lineage: Eukaryota; Metazoa; Chordata; Hyperoartia; Petromyzontiformes; Petromyzontidae. The record is from RefSeq and is a predicted model, not a curated record.
CCGUCCUCCGUGCACGGCUGCCGCGUGGACAAGUCCGACCAGGGAGCCCCGCUCAGCCUGGCCACGGCCUACUGGAGCGUGCCGCCGAGCCUGCACGGGCCCAAGGAUACGAGCGCUGGCGACACGCGCCUCCUGCGGGCCUACGAGAGCCUGCAGAGAUGCCUGCAGGAGGCCGGCCUACCCGAAACGGUGGACAGGACGAACGAGACCCGCUUGGGCUCCGAGGAGAGGGACUCCACCUCGUGCUGCGUCUGCGUCCUCGCGAACCCCGCGGACUGCAUGGCCCUGCUGGAUGAGGGCAGCCGCGAAUGUCCGGGUAGGACGGAUGCCAUCUCGUUCUGCGAGGGCGGCCGCUCGUUCCUUGAUGUCUUCUCGCCUCCACGGCCCGUCACCUACUUCCUCAACCUCCUCGGGCCCACGUCAGGCCCCGUGGCGACGGCCCCGCACCACCAGCAGCAGCAGACUCCGCCGUCGACGCUGGAGGGCGGCCUGGCCUGCCCCCGCGGCUCCUCGCCCGAGCUGGCCGCCCUCAUCAACGACGCCCUGCUCAUGAGGAUCAUCGUCGCGAAGGGCGGAGGUGUGCGCGUGCCCGAGACGCUGGCCUUCGUGCUCCGCCCCCGCGUGCGCUACGACCCCGGGGACUCGCCCCUGGCUACGGCCCUGCGGGUGGUGGCCCUGGACGGGGCCGGCGGCCAGGAGGCGCUGGUGAGGGAGGCGGUGUGCGACUUCCUCAACCACGACAGCGCGGCACGCCUUCGCAAGGUGGUGGUGAAACCUUGGGGCCUCCACUCGCGGCGGUCGCUGGCGGCCUCCGGCCGGUCCUCCCGCCCCAGCUACCACGGCGCCGCUGACGUGCACGGCGUCCUGGAGGCCGUGGGAGGCCUCCUGGAGGCCCUGGCCGACGGCGACGGCGUCCUGGUCGAGGCCUUCCAGGCCACCGUGAGGCCCGUGGCCUUGCUGGGGCCGCGGGACGAGGAAGCAGCAGCAACUACGGCGGCAGUGGCACGUGCAGGCUGGACGGUGCCACGUCCUGAGCUGGCUUUCCGAGUCUGUGCGAUGGUUUGCCGAACUCCAGAGAACCAACCGUUCGUGACUCAGCUUGUGUGUGGUGUCGGCCGAGCGAGCCGCCCGGUGAGCCACGGCUGCUCGCUGCCCCAGACCGCCAGCACCACGCUGGCCGAGUGGGGCUACACGGACGAGGCGCAGCGGGCGGACAUCGUGGGCCUCCUGCAGCGGCAGGCCGAGCGGGCGGCCGCCGCUGUCAUGGACUACGAGAGGACCCUGUCGGGCGGGGAGAGGGGCGGAGCCGGGGCGCAGACUGACAUGCUCGGCGUGGACCUGGUGUUGACACGUGCCAGCGGCGUGCUGGUGCCCGUGGUGCUUGACGUGAACGAGCGCCGGUGCCUGUCCACGUGCGGCGCCUUCGAGGCGAUGAAUCCCUCGUCGCGGGGCGAGGCCGCUGGGCCCUGGCUGCAGACGAUGCUGCACCGAUCGCAGGCCUACCUGCUCGCCGGGGCCGACGUGCUGGUCAUCGGGGCUGGCGGCACGAGUAAGAAGUUCGUGUGGGAGCUGGCCGAGCAGCUGGGGAUCAGGAUCCACCUCGUAGACUCCAACCCGGCGCACUUCGCCGCGAGCAUGGUGACCUCGUUCACCUUCUACGACUACGUGGAUCACCGCCGCGAUGACGUGCACGCGAAAGCCAUAGCAGCGGCCGUGGCGGCCCGGGGCCUCAGGCCGCGCGGCUGUCUCGCCUUCUGGGAGGAGUGUAUCGUGCUAGCGGCAGGCGUGGCCCACCUCCUAGGCCUGCGAGGCAACUCGGUCGAGGCCAUGCGGAGGGUCAAGCAGAAGAGCAUCACCCACCAGCACCUGUCCACGUCGCCCUCGACGAGCUCCUUCACCGUCCGCUCGCUGCCCCUGUCUUCGUGGCGCCAGGCCGACGAGGCCUCCCGCUCCCUCGCUCACUCACUCACCAUCUCACCAUCUCACCAUCUCACUAUCUCACCAUCUCACUAUCUCACUAUCUCACUAUCUCACUAUCUUACCAUCUCUCUCCCUCACUCACUCCCCUCCUCUCCACCCCACCACCCCCAACAGUCGACGAGCUCCUUCACCGUCCGCUCGCUGCCCCUGUCUUCGUGGCGCCAGGCCGACGAGGCCUCCCGCUCCCUCGCCUUCCCCUGCGUCCUCAAGCUGGAGUUCGGCGCCGGCGCCGUCGGCGCUCGCCUCGUCGCCGGCGCCGCCGACUGCCGCCGCCGGGCCCGCGCCCUCGCCCGCGACCUCCGCCAGGAGAGCGACUUCCCGGGCAUCGGCCUCGGCUUCGGCAACGGCUCCCUCCUCGCCGAGUUCGCCGGCGGCACGGAGCACGACGUGGACCUCGUGCUCUUCGGCGGCCGCGUCGUCGCCGCCUUCGUCUCGGACAACGGCCCCACGCGUCCGCCGGGCCUGGCCGAGACGGCCGCGGCCAUGCCCUCGGGCCUCGCCGGCGACCGCCGGUCGCAGCUGGUCGCGGCGGCGCACCGCUGCUGCGCCGGCUGCGGCCUCGCCGACGGCGUCUUCAACGUGGAGCUGAAGCUGUCGCGGCGGGGCCCGCGCCUCGUCGAGAUCAACGGGCGCAUGGGCGGCUUCUACCUCCGCGACUGGAUCCGCGCCGUGCACCACGUGGACGUCCUCUUCGCGGCGCUCGCCGUCGCCUGCGGCCUCCGGCCCGCCGCCCGCCCGCUGGCGCCGCGCGGCCACCUCGUCGGGGUGAUGUGCGUGCCGUCGCGGCACGGCAAGGCGCUCGCGCCGGGCGGGCCGGCGUCGCCGGCGGCGCUGCGGGCCCUGCACGACGCCGGGGCGCUGCGGCUGAACCUGCUCAUGGACGACGCGGCCGGGGCAAGGCGGGUGGGAGGAGGAGGCGGUGAGGAGGAGGAUGAGGAGGAUGAGGAUGAGGAGGAUGAGAAGGAUGAGGAUGAGGUGGAGUACGAGGAGCCAUACUGCAACAUCGCCUGCUACGGGAGCACGCGGCAGGCGGCCGCAAGCCGCCUGUUGCACCUCAGCAAGGUGCUCGGCAUCGACUCGAAGGAGUACCCAGUGGCGUACUUCCUGAGCCACUUCUCGUAGGGGUGGUGGUGGUGGUGGUGAUGGUGG